Messenger RNA from Papilio machaon (common yellow swallowtail), 1562 nucleotides. It is a transcript of the gene Ctu1, whose product is annotated as cytoplasmic tRNA 2-thiolation protein 1. Gene Ontology annotation, cellular component: cytosolic tRNA wobble base thiouridylase complex; mitochondrion. NCBI's taxonomy places the organism in Eukaryota, Metazoa, Arthropoda, Insecta, Lepidoptera, Papilionidae. Bases 132 to 1517 code for a protein of 461 amino acids. The transcript has 4 exons. The record is from RefSeq and is a predicted model, not a curated record. Gene Ontology annotation, molecular function: tRNA binding. Gene Ontology annotation, biological process: tRNA wobble position uridine thiolation.
UUUUUGACACAUAAUAUUUUGCUUUAUUUGUAGUUGAGGUUAUAUAUUUCAUGAACCUAAUAACUUAUAAUCAAUGAAAUGUUUUGAUUAACCAUAAGUUUUAAGACAAUUGUUACGAAAAUUCCAGUACAAUGCCUAUACCGUGUAGAACAGGUUGUGGCAAAAAUGCGAUGUUAAAGCGUCCUAAGACCGGUGAUGCGCUGUGCAAAGAGUGCUUCUUCUGGGCAUUUGAAACUGAAAUCCAUUUUACAAUAACAAAAGCUGAAUUAUUUAAACGUGGCGACUCCGUAGCCGUCGCGGCAUCUGGGGGCAAGGAUUCCACAGUCCUUGCACACGUCUUGAAAACACUUAAUGAACGCUACGAUUAUGGUUUGAAUUUAAUGCUACUGUCAAUAGAUGAAGGUAUAACUGGUUACAGAGAUGACAGUCUCGAGACUGUAAAACAAAAUCGCGAUGACUACGAGAUGUCUUUAAAAAUCUUAUCAUAUAAGGAUCUCUAUGGUUGGACUAUGGACGAAAUUGUUGCACAGAUUGGUAGAAAGAACAAUUGUACCUUUUGUGGAGUGUUUAGAAGACAAGCAUUGGAUAGAGGAGCUGCUAUGUUAGGGGUGAAGUGCAUAGCUACAGGACAUAAUGCUGAUGAUAUAGCAGAAACUGUGUUAAUGAAUGUAUUGAGAGGUGAUAUUGCUCGGCUAAAAAGAUGUACUGCUAUAAGUACUGGUAGUGAAGGAACUAUACCAAGAGUAAAGCCACUUAAGUACACAUAUGAAAAGGAGAUAGUAAUGUAUGCACAUUAUAAGAAAUUGGUAUAUUUCUCUACAGAAUGUGUUUUUGCACCAAAUGCAUACAGAGGGCAUGCACGAGCACUUCUUAAAGAUAUGGAAAAGAUACGACCCACUUGUAUCAUGGAUAUAAUAUACUCAGGUGAGACAAUGGCUGUGAAAGAAGAAGUGACUCUACCAACGCAGAGAAUUUGCACAAGAUGUAAAUUUGUAUCAUCACAAGAAGUUUGUAAGGCCUGCGUUUUACUCGAAGGCUUAAACAAAGGUUUACCAAAACUUGGCAUCGGUAAAAGUUCUAAAGCGAAAAGAAUGCUUGAUGAAUAUAAUACAAAGAAAGAACAAAAUUUAAAGGAUGCAACAAAAGAACUAGAUAACGAUGGUGAAAAGACAGAAAAUAACUGUCAAUCAAAUCAAAAAUGUAGAUCUAAUUUAUGUAAGAAUAAGAGAAAUGGUUUAUUAAAUAACGAAAUUACAGAAAAUAAGAAAAGUUGUAACAAUAAAUGCUCAGGCAAUUGCGACAGGACAAAAGUUAUUGUUGAUAAUACUAAAGUUGAUAAUUUAUUAGCAAAAUAUGCAAUUCAUGAACCGGUUAAGAAAAUCAAUACAGAUGAUAAUAUUGUCAAUGUGGAUGAAGACUUUGACACUUCUGACAACGAGGAUGUUGUCAACAUAGACCAGGAAGAUGACACAUGUUCAGCAUCUUGUGGCACAAUGGGAUCAUUGAUGGGUUUUUGAUAAAAGAAUGACAUGAAAUCAUUAAUAUAUAUGUAUUAAAAAUUA